GGCUGGUGGGAUGGCUGGUGAGCAUCGAGUGUAAAGGGAUGGGCAAAAAAAAAGAGGAACGGGAAGGAGAGAUCAUAGAUCCAUGAAAGAAUAACAUAAACUCAAUAACCCUCCGCGUGUUUGCAGGUGUAAUGGACAACGAGGCUGGUUCCCGAGUAAUUAUGUCCAGAUAUUAGAUCCCAUGGAUGAAACCGGCAUCCGACACGGAUCCGAUGCGGAGCCGCUCGAUGAUGCUCAUGGCUGGCCUUACCGACAACAGCAACCACAUUGGUACAACGAUAUUAACAAGGAAAAGGAUUUUCCUCUAUCAUUAACCCACGACGACAUUGCCCAUCCCUCAAAAAAGACCUUGCCAGCGACCUGGAUUUUACAGACCACAGAAGACGGAUCGGAAGUGUAUUACUUCAAUGUCGUCACCAAAGAAAUGCGAUAUUCAGUUCCUCCAGACGAUUUUGACCAAGCCAAUCAUGAUCCCGUUAUCAUUGCAGAUCACUCCAUCACGACCUCCCCUUUUUAUGCAUCCUUCGAUGCUCUAAGACCGACCGACCAAGAUCUUAUCAGCGAAGACCAAGCCAUCAAUCGACCUGUACGUCCUGCGCGUGCUACUCAUCGUUCCGAAUAUAUGGCUCGUCCCAUGGACGAACAAAGUAUUCUCAGUGCAGCUACAGCCACCACCAGCUCGUCCAGCACAGCCCCCAGUCUUCACGCUUUACAAUCCUCUAUCGAAGAACAAAUACCACCCAAUUGGAUCCGCAAAACUACUCCCAAGGGUCGUACGUACUAUUGCAAUGUACUGACAGAUCAAACCACUUGGAGUUUGGAUCACAUUGAUCCAAUCACAGGAGCUCUCCUGAAAUCGGCAGCCAAUGUCUCACCUUCCUCCAGUUCGAGACAUACGAGUCACACCAGUCAUCGUCUGAGUACUUCCAGUGGUAGUGUGUACAGUCAUGACAUACCUCCGCCAAUGUCCUGGGCGGAACUUUCCAAUGUCGUGGCCCAAGCCAUUCAGGGUUUGAGAACAUCCGUAGAGCAGGAAAAAAGUCACUUUUAUUGCGAUGAUGUUGCGCUGGUCGUCCGGCGGAUACGUUUAAUGCUUUAUGUCUCCAACUGCGUCGACAAGGAAAAUUCGCCGUACCUGAAACACAGCAAGUUAUUAAGAAGCCAUCAUCGCGCUUUGCUCGCUGCGAUCGCCAAAUUGAUCCUAUCUGCCAAAGUGGCCUCGGCAUCGUGGCCCCCUCCGAAUGCCGGGAACAAACUUCUUUUAGAUGCCGACGAAGUAUUGGUCGCUGGCCGCAAUUUCAUCAGUACAGCGCAAGAAAUGCGAUUGGAAGUCGUCGACGAUCGACCUAAAGUGCUUCAGGACAGCCCAUCAUUUUUGCAAUGGCGGACACCCGUGGAUAUCACCGAUCUGAGCGGCAAAAAAGCCGAUCCAGCCACCACCAUCCUCGUGCUGGCCGACAACGUCCGUGGCGCCAUGACCUCGUUUAUUGACAGCAUCCGUGAAGCGUUCGCCUCGCUGGAUCCAAAGAGCACGUCGUCGUUGUCUCUUUCAGCCAAAAUUCGAACCACAGCACCUUUACUCGUCGCUCAGUUCCGCAAUCUCAGUAGCACCAUUAGCCAGUUCCUGCAUUCAGUAGAAGACGCGAUCACUACAACACGCUCGGCGCAUGCCACUCAGUUUGCUUCUUCCAAGCAAGCUAUUUACACAUCGAUGGGCUCGUUGUUCAUUGCAUCGCAAAUCAUUACCAAGGAUGAUCUGCCACCCAGCGAUCUUCAAGCUACGCUUCUCUGUAUAGAGAAAGAUGUUCAAAGCAUCGAAGGAAAAGUGGUCCAUAUUUGUGCCAUUGCUCGUCAGCUGCUGGAAGAAUCCAAAGGUGAUAUGUCGCACCGCGGGCCUUUGCGCUCACCGUCAGAGGACGAUAUAUUGGCGCGACCAUCGCAGGACAGCAGCCGGUUCCACAUAAAUGGCACCAUUCCUGAAUUCGACCGGGACUCAUUUGCCGAACCUUCCUUGUACAGCCCUGUGAUGGAAGUGCCUCAUGAUGAUAACGCCUCGGAUUUGAGCGACUUUACGACUCAAUCACGGCACGCAAAAGAUAAACUGGCCAAGUUCUUUGGCGAAGACACGAUUGCCGCUGCCAAACGUAGGGAUACUCUUGUCACGACCAAGAAUGGAUUGCAAGACGUCGCCGUGUUAAAUCCUGUGGCCGGUGUAUCCCACGCGCGAUCGGAACGCCCUGAUUUCCUCGGAGCCGACUACAAUAACAAGGAAAUUAUUUUCAAUAUGGAAGGCAACGUGAAAGGCGGUACCGUCUCGGCUUUGGUCCAACGAUUGACCCAGCAUGAUCAGUUAGAUUCCAAGUUUAUUACCACGUUCCUUCUCACGUACCGAUCAUUUUGCAGCACUGAGGAAUUGUUUGAUAAUUUGUUCAGAAGAUAUAUGCUGACACCGCCAGCUGAUUUAAACUUUGACGAGUUGGAAUUGUGGAAAGAAAAGAAGCUGAAGCUUGUGCGCCUGCGCGUCUUUAACGUGAUCAAAUCGUGGUUGGAAACGUACUACAACGAAGAAGAAGAUCGAAUGAUUCUUCCACGGUUGUUGGAGUUUGCCGAUACAGUGGUUCGCGAAUCGAUGCAGUUUGGAUCGGAACAGCUCAUCAAAUUAAUUAAAAAGCGAAUCGAUGCCGAGGAUGGAAGCCAGAUCCGAAAGAUGACCUUGAACGUACGGACGUCCGAUGUGCCUUCACCUAUCCUGCCAAAGAACAUGAAACGAUUACGGUUCCUGGAAAUCGAUCCACUCGAAUUGGCAAGACAACUGACGAUCAUGGAUUCCAAACUAUACAGCCGAAUCCGACCGGUCGAAUGUCUUGAUAAAAACUGGGGGAAGAGCGAGUCGGAUAACAUUGCAAUCAAUGUCAAAGCGUCCAUCGAAUACUCUAAUCAAGUCACUGCUUGGGUCACCGAUUCCAUCCUCAGCAAAGAAGAAGUCAGAAAGCGAGCCAAUGUAUGCAAACACUGGAUUUACGUUGCAGAGAAAUGCCGCACAUUGAACAACUUUAACACAUGCAUGGCCAUUCUUUCUGCUUUUGAUAACAGCUCCAUUGGACGUCUGCGUCGCACGUGGGAGAUGAUGAGCACGCGAACAAUGCAACUCCUCACGGGUAUCCGGCGACUGAUGGGGGCCAACAAGAACUUUACGGAAUACCGUGAAAUCAUUCAUAAAGUCAACCCUCCUUGCAUUCCAUUUUUGGGCAUUUACCUUCAAGAUCUCACGUUUAUUGAAGACGGCAACAGUAGCUACCUGAAAAAGUCCAACAACUUGAUCAACUUUUCCAAACGCAUGAAAACCGCCGACGUCAUCCGUGAAUUACAACAACAUCAAUCCACACCUUAUCUGUUACAAGCGGUUCCCGAUAUCCAAGAGUUCAUCAAGACGCAUUUGCAGUCUAGCCGUGACGACGAAACCCUGUAUAAUCUCAGCUUGGCCGUAGAACCCAGGUAGGUUCCUCGAUCAUAUUGUCUUGAUGAAUGCUUUGACUAAUCACACUGUCUUU
Molecule: messenger RNA, 3551 nt
Organism: Radiomyces spectabilis
Lineage: Eukaryota; Fungi; Mucoromycota; Mucoromycetes; Mucorales; Radiomycetaceae
Product: ras guanine nucleotide exchange factor domain-containing protein
Exons: 8
Coding region: 182-3499 (1105 amino acids)
Biological process (GO): Ras protein signal transduction; positive regulation of GTPase activity
Cellular component (GO): plasma membrane
Molecular function (GO): protein binding; guanyl-nucleotide exchange factor activity
Source: RefSeq, a predicted model, not a curated record